Sycon ciliatum is the source of this 5461-nucleotide messenger RNA. RefSeq lists its product as uncharacterized. The record is from RefSeq and is a predicted model, not a curated record. Gene Ontology annotation, molecular function: cysteine-type endopeptidase activity. Gene Ontology annotation, cellular component: centrosome; nucleus; mitotic spindle. NCBI's taxonomy places the organism in Eukaryota, Metazoa, Porifera, Calcarea, Leucosolenida, Sycettidae. The coding region runs from base 262 to 4983 and encodes 1573 amino acids. Gene Ontology annotation, biological process: meiotic chromosome separation; proteolysis. The transcript has 26 exons.
AGAAGACAAAAAAUCAAACAUGCUUGAGCCAGAUCAUGGCAGAUGGCUAGGAAGUACGAAAUCGAAGGGGCAAAGAAGCAGAGUUGAAGGCUUGAGAGGCUCGAGGCUGCAUCCCCCCAAGUGGCAGGUUCGGGGCCUGUUCAUGUUUUCAAAUAAUCGUUUUGGAAUCGUCUGACGGGCAACAGCCAAAAGCUGCCCUCCUCGCUCGAACAUGUUGGCAAGAACGUGUGAGUUGGAGUGAGUCAGUUACUUCUGACGACGAUGGAUGCCAAAAAGCAAGUCGCUCAGGUGAUCUUGGUGAAGCUGAAGAAAGGGGUGUGGAGCGAACAAGACACGUAUGAAGUGCGUGUGCUGGCCGAUAAGGCACAGAAAGCAUUUCAAGACGACGCUGCAUCUAGUAAAAUUGCCUUCAACGCAUAUUACACUGCUGCAAGCCACGUUCUCAACGAAAAAGUUUUCUGUGAUGCCAAUGAAGCUGCCACAGCGUUAAUUAUUUAUGGAGUGGCUUUUCGCUUUCUCCUGAGCACAGUGAAAGCAGCUGCUGCUUUGGCCAAAGCUGGAUCUCUCCUAGAGGAGUCGAGAGAGAAAUUCAGUAACGAUGAGGAUGCUGUCGUCAAAUUCGUAAUCAAUCUGCUCUGCAGUGCAUUGACUCAGAAAGAGCUACGUGACCGGCAGUCGGCUGCACCCUAUCAAGCGUUGCUGCUGCUGGAGAGAAGCGAGGAGACGGUGUGCGGUAAUCGCGACGAAGCGUCUCGUUUGCACAAGGUUGGCCAGAUCGCACGCAACGUAGCCAUCGUGCUGCAUGACCAGGGCCAUGCUCAGCUGGCUGCGCGGGCGCUGCACAUGACGUGCAAGCUCUACCUGCUCUGGUGCCAGGUGGACAACUUCGACAAACGCCUCAGUGAGUGCGAGUUGGCCAAGAAUUUCUUGCUACUUGCCUCGUAUCAAGUCGGCAAGAACAGAGAUAUCAACGGCGGUCUGCAGUCCUUACUCUGGGUUAUCGUGCUAUCACCUGCUGACGAUUUGCAACCUCAGGUCUCUGAUGCUGUCGCUGGCCGUAUCAAACAAUGGUGCAUUCAAAAACGCACUGCCGUCGAGAGCAACGUGAAAGAGGCGCAGGGGGCAUCAUUCACCAAUCAGCUGCAGGCGUGCCUGAACCUCUGUCCCGAGCGUGCUUCUGCCGACAUUCAGAAGGCCAUCCUAUCUUGUUAUGUCUCGAUUUUGAUGCGCCAUGCAUUUGGUGACCUGGAAGAGCGCAUGCUAGCUGUUGAUGCCUGGUAUAACCUACUCAACAGAGAUGAUCAUGUGGGCCAGUGUGAUGUGCUGCUGCAGAAACUUGUUGUCCUGCAAAUGACUAACGGCGCUUGUUUGCAAGAUUACCUUGCAGUAUGCGAUGCUGGUGUUGCACAUUUCUCAUCCGUGACCAGUGGCCAGUGGAUUGCAGCCAUCUUUCAGAUGAUCCGCAGUGUUCUCAUGUUUGAAGUCUCCUCAUCUGAAAGUUCCACGCCGUCCGAUGCACGAUCGUUGAUACCUGAAGUUCUAUCUGCUAUCCGCCAGGCCAUGGUCUUUUGGCACAAACUGCUUCAAGUUAGCACCUGCUCUAAAAAGAAGAAGGAGCCAUUACCAUCUCUAGAAGUGCGCAGUCAUCAGACAUUCAAGGCUAUGUCCUGGGCUGUUCACUUGCUGCGUUUGUUUGGCCAGCCACUGGAGGAGAUAGCAAUGUGCAGAUUGCUAGCAAAGUUUGUUGGGAAUGCAGUGCGGCAUCCAGAUAGCGUGUUCUUUGUCGCCGGUGCCGUGGACAUUAUCACCACAACGUGCAUAUCGCUGGCAUCCCACGGAGCUGUCCAGCAUUCCGCUUGCCUGCUUCAGGAGUCCGAGCGGUUGUGCACAACGGCGAAGCUUGCGCACGGCCAUCACUCCGACAGUGUCACCCUGUACUUGGACUUGGCUCGCGCUGCCGUAUCUGCCCAGUCUGGCCAGAUUGAGGAGUGCCUGGAGUUACUGACAUCUGCGGCUGGCAAGUCUACUCAAUCCGCAGCUUGCAACAGCUACAUAUUUGCAAUUGCAGCGCAGGUCUCCAAACUAGACCCCUGCUCCUGGCAUGAUGUCUUCCAUUCUUCAAGAGAUGGUAUUGCCGAUGUAGCUGUGUCCACUGCUCCUCAACUGGUUCUGUGGUCUUUUCACUGCUGCCGCUCACGCCUGAAGCGUGUAUCUGGCAGCAGCUCGGCCAAGAUUGUCACCAACUUUGUGUCCAAAUGCAAAGAGGAAGCGCCUUCAUCCGACUGCCAUUCCUCAUCAGAUGAUGACUUGGAGGACAUGGCACCCACUCAGCCUGACAGCCACAGCACUCAAUCUCACUCGUGUCUAUUCAAUGCUGUAUAUCAGUACUUGGACUGUUGUCGCCUCGGUGCUCGUGUUUACCUCUAUGCUGGAUGCCGUGCAGAGGCAUGCUCCUUUAUAAACCAAGGCAUCAGCCUAGCACAGCAACAUCGACUUGCACACUGGGAGACACGGUUUGCGUUACUUCAGAUGGAAUGUGAUGCACAUGGCUCUGGCACAUCUCGGUCCAGCACUGACCUACAGGAAUGCCAGUGUGACUGUAUCACGGCUAGCAUGGACGCUAUGUCUAUAGGUCAUACACAGGCACCGAGGCUGCCAUGCUGUGAUCAGCAGCAUACAGACGAAUGCUUACUGUCGUGUUCGAAUUGCGUCUGUGAUGAAGCGCGUUUGCUUGCUGCGGAGCACCAGACUCGUGUUCGCGGCAAGUAUAGUGAUUCCCUGGACACACCUAGGCAGUCUGGGUCGUGGUGGGAAAGUCGUCGCUGUGCUCUCAUUGCCCGACAUCAUCUCAACUCUGGCCAGGUGGUGCAGGCAAAGGAACAGUGCAAACGCGGCCUGACGAAUCUCGGCCUCUGGCCACUGUCUAGCACUGCUGGCAAGGACGCGCUGUUGACACAGGCCCAGAGAGGAUGUGUGGCAGAGCUGCUGUACACGUUUGCAAUGUGCCUAUCCUGCGGCGCUGAGUGUCAACGCUACAUUGCCGAGUCAUGGCUUCACGUUUCGGACACGGCACAGCCCGGUCUGGACUGCGCCUCACCCUCCGAACACACACCGGUGGCAAGCAAACGCUCUUCAAAACGGGCAUCCGCUACCUCUACCGCCAGCAGCAGCAAAUCAAAGAAGGCAUCAGCGGGAACUACCGGGAAACGGCGCACUGCCAAGUCAGCCGUCAGCAUGGCCACAUCGGCCAUGGCAUCUGCUGCUAGUAGUGCUGUGCAGAUACCGACACUGACUAUUCCUGAUGAUGUCGUUUUGUGUCAAGCGUGUCUGGAGAGAGCACACCAGAUCGCAAGCCAAGCAGCGGUUGCUCCCGUUUGGCUAAUGCGGGAUAUCUGUUUGGCGCUUGGUAAUCUGCUUGGCUGGCGGAACCUCCAAGCAAGUGUCAACUACUUCCAAGCAGCACACGCUAUUUCACUCCGCUACCAGCUCUGCCAUCAUAUUGCUCUUCAAAGCAAAUCUUCGGAAAGCACUUCCAUAAGCGUGGUGGAGGUACUGCGCUCCCUUCAACAGCAGCAUGGCAAAGUGCCCAGUCUUCUCCAGCAUGCCUCAGCAACACUACCACCUGAUUGGACUGUAUCGAGCUUAAACUUGUUACAAACCCCAGGUCAAACACAAUCACAUCUUGUUGUAGCACGUGUUCGGCCUCAGCAUGUUGCCCUCGUUCGUCUCCCAGUGUCGGUGGAUGCUCUAGUUGACGAUGACGCUGACGAUGAGAGUAGCAGCAAUGGCACCAGGUCUGUUGAUCACUCACAAGAAGUAUUUGAUGAGCUGGGAACAAUCAUGGACGAAGCAGCCACGAGCCUGACCAUCAAGAACAAGACCAAAUUCUGGGCAAAGCGCAAGUCCUUGGAUGGACGACUGGCUUCGCUUGUGGAGAACCUGGAAUCUAAAUUCCUGGGUGCCUGGAGCAUUCUACUGUCCGGUCAGUCCAGUGUUCAGCACGACCCCGCACUGUGGAAACCAGCCGUCAUGGCAUGUGUUGAUGUACUCUGCAAGUACAGCACGAUCACCAGCACACUGUGCGCAACCAAUCAGACGUAUCUUGCCGAGAUAUUCGUUGAGCUGUGUCUCUCACAGUGGGAUGAUCGUACUGCCUUUGCUGUAGCCCUUGCUCGACUACUUGGCCUUGAUGCUGGCUCAGCAGUUUUGAAGAAGAUCGUGACAAGUGUUCGUCAGGCAUGCAUGGCUUUAGAACAGCUGCCGGAGGAUAGUGCAGUGAUACAUCCAGUCGUACUCCUUGCAGACAAGACUCUGCAAUGUUUACCCUGGGAGAGUAUGAUGUGCAUGCAGGAGCAAACGAUAUCGCGCAUGCCAUCGUUGUCAUUGCUUCUGACACAUCUGUCGCAACAGAGGAAAUCAACACUGCCAAUGCAGAGGUUCUUGAGCGAUGGCAUCAACAGCAAUGAUGCAUUCUAUAUUCUCAAUCCGGAAAAGAACCUUCCUGAUACGCAGCAGAUGUUCCAAGACUGGUUCAGCGAACAUGAGAGCUGGAAAGGCGUUGUCGGCUGCGCUCCAUCUGUUGACCAAUUCUCGCAGGGCCUCUCAGAAAUGGAGCUGUUCAUAUACUGUGGUCACGGUACUGGUAGUGCUUUUCUCGGUCGUAAGAAAGUGGAGAAGCUGCAGUGCAAAGCAGUCACCUUGCUGAUGGGCUGUAGCAGUGGGAAACUAUGGGUUGAUGGUGACAUGGACGAGCAGGGUACUGUACUCAGCUAUCUACUUGCUGGAUGUCCUGCCAUCGUGGCCAUGCUGUGGGAUGUCACUGACAGAGACCUGGACCGGUUCACCGACUCGCUGCUGCGCAACUGGCUCGGCAGUCGCCGCCAGCUCGUGCAGUACGUCAACAGUGCACGCGACGAGUGCCGCUUGCCAUACCUGACAGGUGCUGCUCCCAUUGUGUACGGCUUGCCAGUCAAGUGCAGCUGAAGCCAAGUACAAGUCGGUUACCCCUCACACACAUACAUUGUCACUACGGAGUCCUAACGGUCUGAUAAAACGACUGACUUUUCUCAGUUCUUUAAGUAUCAAAGAUUUUAUAUAUUCUAAUACUGAACCUCGGGACUGCACACUGCAUUGCUCGCGCUAUCCUUAUCAUCUCAUCAUCUCAGAAGCCUACGUAGAUAGAAAAAUACCGGCUGUUUGCUGCACAUUGCUAACAUGUUUUGCUGUUUUGUUUGUCUCUGUGCAGUCUUCCUCUCUCAGCUCAUGCUUGAAAACUCUUUCGUUAGUAAUUACGCCUCUUUCCUGCUGUUACACAUUUGCAUUUUGAAAAGCGUGGACAUGAUCUAAUUCUUUUGUCCUUGCAGAAAGUAUAGUGCUGUUUCAUGUGAGUGUUGUUCCGCAGUUGACCCAGCCAAUGGCAGCAUAAGAAUGUUUGCCUGUAUAUUUUCACUCUUCGCCCAUA